Dendronephthya gigantea is the source of this 1930-nucleotide messenger RNA. Its product is annotated as 3-methyl-2-oxobutanoate dehydrogenase [lipoamide] kinase, mitochondrial-like. Lineage: Eukaryota; Metazoa; Cnidaria; Anthozoa; Malacalcyonacea; Nephtheidae. Gene Ontology annotation, biological process: regulation of glucose metabolic process; protein phosphorylation. The transcript is spliced from 10 exons. Bases 55 to 1260 code for a protein of 401 amino acids. Gene Ontology annotation, molecular function: pyruvate dehydrogenase (acetyl-transferring) kinase activity. Gene Ontology annotation, cellular component: mitochondrion. The record is from RefSeq and is a predicted model, not a curated record.
UCACACCACCACCAGCACCACGAUCAUCAUGGCGAAUGAAAGGGCGCAAAAUAAAUGAAGAGUUUACCACGCUUGGCUCGUCUUGCCGGCGAUCCACGGCGCAGAGGCAUCUCUUCUGCCGUUAAACUCCAUUCGGAGCGCAGAUACAAAAACCAGGAAUGGUCGUACGUGAAUCAGGCGGCGAUCGAAAACUGUGCUGCCAAGCCAUCUAUCAAGAUGACACCAUAUCAAAUGCUACAUGCUGGAAAAUUUGGAGAUGGUGCACAUUUGAUUAGAAAUGUGCAGUUUCUUCAAAACGAGCUUGUCAUACGGGUUGCUAGACGCUUGGUUGCUUUUCAUUCACUUCCUUACAUUGUUGCAGUAAAUCCAGACAUCUCUGAAACUUAUGAAUUAUACAUCCGUGCAUUCAACCUUCUUUAUUCAAUACCCAAGAUAAAAGAUUUACAAGCCGAAAAAAAGUACAGCAAAACUGUGAGAUCAUUACUGGAUGAUCAUGGCCAUGUUGUCACAUCCCUGGCUCGUGGUUUUAAAGGCUGCAAACAUCAAGUACGUUAUGGCACAAUUCAUUCCUUCCUGGACAAAACAUUGAAAUCACGUCUCGGCAUGAGACUAUUGGCUGAACAUCAUAUUGCCCUUCGAGAGGAAAAGAGCAAUUUUGUUGGGUGUAUUGCAACUAAUUUGCAUUUGAAGACUAUGAUUGAAAGAUGUGCGGAUUUUGUCAAGCAGGUGUGUGAACAUCACUAUGGUGUCAGCCCAAACAUAGUCGUCAAUGGCCACACAGAUACAUCCUUUUCAUAUUUCCCCUCACCUCUGGAAUAUAUUUUGCUGGAACUCUUGAAAAAUGCAAUGAGAUCGACUGUUGAGUUUCAUGGUGACAAAUACACCUUUCAAUCGUCCUCCUUGCCAAGGGUAGAAAUUACUAUUUGCUGCAACGAAACAGAUUUCACAAUAAGGAUUUCAGAUCGAGGUGGUGGAAUUUCAGAUGAAAUGAUGGAACAGAUAUUCCACUAUUCCUUCACUACGUUCAAAAAAGAUGCAGCUGGUAGUAGCACAAACGUCCUCUCCGACUAUAACCAUAAUGCAAAUCUAUCAGGAACCAUUGGCAGUAUGGCUGGCUUUGGUUUUGGUCUGCCAACCUCACGAGCCUAUGCAGAAUUUCUUGGAGGAGCUGUGAACCUACAGACACUCCAUGGUUAUGGAACUGAUGUUUAUAUUAAACUAAAGCGAAUCGAUGGGGAUCAGGAUAGCUUUCGUUUGUAAAAAAUUGGGGGUAGAAUGAUAUCUUUAGACUUUGCACUCAGGCCAAAAUCUGAGUGGGAAUAUUUUGAAAUUGAUGUUUCAAAGUAAAACUAAAAUUUAGAUGUUUUCUUCGAUCUCAUAACUAUAAGAUAGAAUGACAUAGUCAUAUCUCAAUUGUAUCAUAUUGUGUUUUUACAAGGGAAAAGUUAAGCUUACCCUACUGUGACAUUGCAGUGCAUUGAACUGGUAAGACAAGUUUUCAUGUGCUAAAUGCUCAAAAAAUAAUGGAUUACUAUUAUCCCUGCUAAAAUAUGGUACAUGAGAAGUGAACCUUUAAACUAAAUCUUCAGAAAUAUCAAUGACCUCAUAUCAAACACUGGUAUGCAACCAUUACCUACUAAAAAUGAAGUCAAACUGAAUGAAAAUCUAGAGACCCAAAACAGAGGUAAAACUUUGCUUAUCAAAAGAAAACUUUAGAAACAAAGUGACACUAACUGAAGCUUAACCAUGGAAAUACAUAGUUACCCUUCUUGGAAAGUUGUUAUUCCUUCAUUCUUUUCAAUUGUUUCUCUGGGUACUUUAACAAUUCUGGUUUGUUUUUGAGUAAUAUUAUAGUUCUAUAGAUCCAGUGUAUUUUCAGCUCCGUGGGUCUCAUACGAAAGCGGUAAAAUACGGUGGUAAAUAAUGUAGC